Staurois parvus is the source of this 207-nucleotide messenger RNA. NCBI's taxonomy places the organism in Eukaryota, Metazoa, Chordata, Amphibia, Anura, Ranidae. The record is from the annotation of a GenBank genome assembly.
AUGAAUGUAGACCAUGAAGUUAGUCUCUUGGUGGAGAAGAUACAUCGUCUUGGCACAAGAGACCAGGAUGGGAAACUGAAAGUAAAAUUUGGUGUAUUAUUUAAUGAUGACCAAUGUGCCAAUUUAGUUGAAGCCAUGGUUGGAACUCUAAAAGCUUCCAAACGUAAGAAGAUUAAAAGUCCAUCUACUAAGGGCAUGCUGAGAUGA